AUGGCACCCUCCAGAUCGUCAACGCCAGCCUCAUCUCUCACGCAGGCUUACUUAUUCCUGUACAACCUAGUAUCCCUAGGGCUUUGGGGUACACUCACUUUCCGCCUGUUUUCUUCUCUCUUCCAGAUAUACAGUGGCAGCAAUGGCAGCCAGAGCGAAGGGAUUGCCGGGCUUUUUGUCUAUCUCUUCCCCCUGCUCCGGACCACUCAAUCACUCGCCACCUUGGAGAUUCUUCACUCCUUGUUCGGACUUGUUCGAGCGUCUGUGAUGACUACCACCAUGCAGGUAGCCAGCAGGCUACUGCUGGUCUGGGGAGUCAUAUAUAACACGUUUUUCAUCUUAUACCCAGUUGGGAUUUCAAGCGAAUGCUUUUUGAUCUACCUUACGGUGGUCAAUGCAAGCGGUCUGCUUGCCAUCUUCCGCUUUGCAUUCAUUGCUAUUUUACUCGUUUACAUUCCUGGGUCCUAUAUAUUGUUUACCCACAUGAUGGUGCAGAGGAGGAAAGUGAUGAAGGCUGAGGGCAAAAAGAAAGCCCUUUAA
This is a messenger RNA of Nannizzia gypsea CBS 118893, 540 nucleotides long. RefSeq names its product PAS2. Gene Ontology annotation, cellular component: endoplasmic reticulum membrane. NCBI's taxonomy places the organism in Eukaryota, Fungi, Ascomycota, Eurotiomycetes, Onygenales, Arthrodermataceae. Gene Ontology annotation, biological process: sphingolipid biosynthetic process; fatty acid elongation; very long-chain fatty acid biosynthetic process. The record is from RefSeq and is a predicted model, not a curated record. The coding region runs from base 1 to 540 and encodes 179 amino acids. The transcript has 3 exons. Gene Ontology annotation, molecular function: 3-hydroxyacyl-CoA dehydratase activity.